This is a messenger RNA of Megalobrama amblycephala (Wuchang bream), 3378 nucleotides long. RefSeq names its product glutamate decarboxylase 1a (gene gad1a). Gene Ontology annotation, cellular component: cytoplasm; presynaptic active zone. NCBI's taxonomy places the organism in Eukaryota, Metazoa, Chordata, Actinopteri, Cypriniformes, Xenocyprididae. The coding region runs from base 742 to 2526 and encodes 594 amino acids. Gene Ontology annotation, biological process: GABA biosynthetic process. The transcript is spliced from 17 exons. Gene Ontology annotation, molecular function: glutamate decarboxylase activity; pyridoxal phosphate binding. The record is from RefSeq and is a predicted model, not a curated record.
CAAAAUUAGGACUAAAACUUUCUAAGACAAGAGCUUCUCUUUUCAAGGUUAAGAGGGUCGCUUGUCCCAUAAACAUAUAAACCUCCAGGCUCGACGCAAAAGUAGCUUAUCUCGCUUAUGGAUAUUCAUUAUAAACAACCUGUUCGAGAACAGGUGCGAAUAAAACAUGACAUUUCGUGUUCUUCAAGCACUGUUGUCCUUCAUGUUUCAAGGUCAGAAUGACACAGAGUCCUCUGAAGCAGCAUGUCGUGUGUUGUGUUGUUGUGUGUGGUUGUUGUGUUCAACUUGGAAAGUGUUUGUUCGUGACUUGCUUUCUCAUUUAAGGCGCAAAGUCCUGCGGGAACGUGCCAGAGCUGUCGUAAUGCUCAUGCCGACGCUUCUGUAGAAAUGUGAUGUGUUUCAGAGCCAAUCUGAUGUUGUGGAGGGGUUCGAGGAUUACCAGCCGUGCGUCUGCGCAUCGAAUAAAUAGGCGAUUUACGCUCUGGACAGCAGCAAAUCAAACAUUGCCUCCGGAAAGGUCAUCGUGAUCUUUUUGACUGAUAUUUGUGAGCUGAUUUUGGAGGAGUGACGUCGAGGAAAUUUAGUUGCGUGGAGAUUUUUGGAUACUGUUGCGAUUCUCUGUCGAUUCUUUCACAAGGUCUUGCUGAAUCCCCCCAUCUCCCCUCCAGUCAGACUUUUGUUGUCUGCUAGAACAGGAGCAGUUUCUCUGAAAGUGAAUUGAGGUCUUAAACACUUGGGGUGAUGGCGGCGUCUGCACCCUCCUCCUCCUCCUCCUCCUCCACUGGCGGCGAUCCGGAUCCCAACUCGACAAAUUUACGGCCACCUUCCUCAAACUAUGACUGGAGUGGAGUCGCUCAUGGAUGUACAAGGAAACUUGGAAUGAAGAUAUGCGGAUUUUUGCAGAAGAACAAUAAUGUUGACGACAAGAGCCGAAUUGUCGGUUUUUUUAACGACCAGCAGCCCAAGAGCAUUUUAACACGGGACAACGAGCGAGACUCCCGCUUCAGACGCACAGAGACUGACUUCUCCAAUCUGUAUGCAAGAGAUCUGCUUCCUGCUAAAAAUGGUGAGGAGUACACAAUGCAGUUCCUGUUGGAGGUGGUGGAGAUCCUCACUAACUAUGUGCGGAAGACCUUCGACAGAUCCACAAAAGUGCUGGACUUCCAUCAUCCACACCAGCUGCUGGAAGGAUUGGAAGGCUUCAACUUAGAGCUGUGUGAUCAGCCAGAGAGCCUGGAGCAGAUCCUGGUGGACUGCAGGGACACACUCAAAUAUGGAGUCCGGACAGGUCACCCAAGGUUUUUUAACCAGUUGUCAACAGGUCUAGACAUCAUUGGCUUAGCUGGAGAGUGGCUAACCUCUACUGCCAACACUAACAUGUUCACAUAUGAGAUUGCACCAGUGUUUGUACUGAUGGAACAGCUCACCCUGAAGAAAAUGCGAGAGAUUGUCGGCUGGCCAAACGGAGAGGGCGAUGGAAUUUUCUCACCAGGAGGAGCGAUCUCAAACAUGUACAGCGUGAUGGUGGCACGGUACAAACACUACCCUGAGGUUAAAAUCAAAGGCAUGGCAGCGGUUCCCAGACUGGUGCUGUUCACCUCAGAACAUAGUCACUACUCUAUAAAGAAGGCCAGUGCAGUGUUGGGUUUUGGCACAGAGAAUCUGAUCUUGCUGAGCACAGAUGAAAGAGGUAGAGUCAUUCCAGCUGAUCUGGAGGCCAAAGUCAUUGACGCCAAACAGAAGGGGUUUGUGCCGAUGUUUGUGAAUGCUACAGCUGGAUCUACAGUGUACGGAGCCUUUGAUCCAAUCAAUGAGAUCGCUGACAUCUGUGAGAAAUACAACAUUUGGCUUCAUGUGGAUGGAGCGUGGGGAGGAGGUUUGCUGAUGUCCAGAAAACACAGACACAAGCUUAACGGCAUUGAGAGAGCUAACUCUGUCACAUGGAACCCACACAAGAUGAUGGGUGUUCCACUACAGUGCUCCGCCAUUCUGGUCCGAGAGAAGGGUCUACUACAGGACUGCAACUCCAUGUGUGCUGGAUAUCUCUUUCAGCAGGAUAAACAGUAUGAUGUCAACUAUGACACGGGGGACAAGGCCAUACAGUGUGGCCGCCAUGUAGACAUCUUCAAAUUCUGGCUCAUGUGGAAGUCAAAGGGCACUAUUGGCUUUGAGAAACACAUCGACAGAUGUUUGGAGCUGUCUGAGUAUCUCUACCACAAGAUCAAGAACCGAGAAGGAUAUGAGAUGGUGUUUCAAGGGGAGCCCCAACACACCAAUGUGUGUUUCUGGUACAUUCCUCCAAGCCUGCGACUCCUGCCAGAUGGAGAGGAGAAAAGACAACGGCUUCAUAAGGUUGCACCCAAGAUCAAGGCACUGAUGAUGGAGUGUGGGACAACAAUGGUGGGCUACCAGCCUCAGGGUAAUAAGGUCAACUUCUUCAGAAUGGUCAUCUCCAAUCCGGCUGUAACCAGGUCUGACAUUGACUUCCUGAUUGAUGAGAUAGAAAGACUGGGACAGGAUUUAUAGAGUGUACCGGGUGGAAAUUCAGUAGACGUUAGUAGAUUCUGUAGGGAUAUAGGAAAUUAAGAAGACAUUCUGAAGUAUUGUAUCAGCUGGACAUUCCAGAGUAUUAGACCAGUGAAGUGCUCUAGAAUAAUGAACCUCUCGGAUAUUCUAGAAUGUUCCACUACGAAAUUGGACAUUCCAGAAUGCAGAGGUGAUGAGCUCUUUGAGCUAUAAUUUCAUAAUGAAGGACCAUAUUUUCAUCCUAUGACAUUAUAUGUCUUCUCCUCUUCCCUUCUCCCAGUUGUCUGUCUGUUGUGUUCUGUUGUGUUCUGUUCUUUCUUUUAACUGGAAAUAUUAUACUCACUGUAAACUGCACAACUGUACAUUAAAGGAAUAUUCAAGGUUGAUUACCAUAGAAGUUAGAAAUAAUUUGUCCAUCACUUUGUACAAAGAAACAAAAAUUGUGCUUACAGUACAGCUUUUACAAUGGAAAUAUAAGGAGCAAGGCAUUACGUUGGGGUCAUAAUACCACACUGCAUUAAAAAUAUAGUCACAAAUACAAAGUUCUGUCAUGAAACUCUAGAUGGCACAGGCUAAUAGGUCCUAACCUGCUUGUAAUCACAUUGUUAUAUAUAGGGCACAGCUUAUUGGUUCCUGCUGUAUCAGUAGCCAAUGAGCUUGCGUGCUCAACCUUCAAAUACUUUGGUAGCAUUUGCCUUUGCAGUGCAGUGCGCUUCAGAAACCCUCACCCUUCCCCAGCUCCACCUGUAUAGAUCUGCUACAGGUAAUUCAUGUCCGCUAUAUUGUACAGCAGCAGCAUGUCUUACUUGCUCACAGCAUUGUGUCGUGUAUGUACUGGCAGUAGCAAGUCCC